AUUCUUUAUGAAUCCAGUGGAUUUUAUCAAAAAACCAAAAGAGAACAUAAUGUCGAAAGAUCAAUCUUCAAUGUUAUUCUUUAAAGAUCCGGAGAACAAAAAUAAAAAUCAUGUGUCACAUGUUGAAAUCGGAGUUCCUGAUCCAAUCGAGGAACUGCAAAAACUGCAAAAUCGUCCAGAACCAUGCACCGUUCUAGCUGUCAUCACGACCCUGGUCAUCCUGGUGCUUCUCAUUUUUGCUCUCGGAGCGCUGGGUCUCCAUGAUAUUUCGGCGUUUAAAUGGGAACCAAAACCCCAGAAAGCACUGAGAAUUAUGCUGGAUCUACCGUGUCAAACAAAGGAAUGUGUAAAGUAUUCAGCUGAACUGCUUGAAUUGAUGGAUUCUUCGGUGAAUCCUUGCGAAAACUUUCAUCACCACGUGUGCAAUGGCUUCAAUCCAAGAAAGAAAGACUUUGAGAGACUCAUGAAAUUGAUCAAUAUUCAGGAAAAGCCUGAUCAUCGAAAGGCAGUUAAUGUUGUGAGGAGAAUGUUGAGCAAAUGUGCAAUGGGAAAAACUGAAGAGAUUCAUCAAGUUGGACGAUUGAGCUCAAUCAUCCUCCCUGGUCUUCCAUUCCCGCUUCUCAACAACUCAUGGACAAAACCAUCUGAUCCUAUUUCUACUUCAAAUUCAUCCACGACAUACAGUUACCCAUUCCUUACAAAAAUAUUGGCUCAUAUCAUACUUCACAACCCCGAUGAUGCUGGAUUUGUAGGAAUCAAACCAUCAAGUGACUCUGAAUUCUCGUUGUUCGUCGUCAAACCGUUCUCACCUGUUCUCACAAACUUUAAGUUUCGGAAUAUGUACGAUAUUUUGAAGCGAAAUGCACCGGAGAGCUCCACAAACGGAAUGAUAGAUCUGGAAUUCGAUAGACAAAGGCAGCUGAAUGAUGUGAUCAAGCUUCAGACAAAAUUGGAAAAGAUCGAGUUCAAAGCUGACCCAGAAGUCGUUAAUCUGACUGAGAUUCAAAGACAGAUGCCAAUAAUUGAUUGGAAGAGACUGAUUGAUUCCUGGAUUCCGAAUGGCUAUGCUCACCUGAAAGAAAAAGUAUAUGGCUUCAAUACCAGUUAUUAUGAAGAGAUAAAUGCGAUCAUCUCAUCUACACCUUCUGAAACUAUAUACAACUUUCUUUUUCUUCGCUUUUCGUUCAAAUUCCUUCGAACAGAAGUAGCAUCUGAUCUGGAAGAUACUUGUCUUCAUCAGCUGUCAACAACCAUUCCUGGAAAAAUUGUGCUCUAUGGAUCCGAAGAACCGGAAGCAUUGAACCUUCUAAAUGGAAUGCUCCACACAAUUAAAGAUCAACUGAAAAGAUCGUUAGCUACAUUGAAAUGGAUGGACAGUCGAGGAAUCGAAGAAGCACAGAAAAAGUUUAAUAAAACGAAAACAGUUUUUGGAUUUACUGGAGAAGAUUUGAUUGAUGAGCUUGUUGGGAAGAUAACACCGGAGUCCAAUUAUAUAUCAACUCUUCAAAAUGUUCUUCUUUGGCAAACCAGAAAUAUGUUUAAGUCUGUCGCAGAAAACAAUGUGACAGUGUUUUUGAAUUCGGAAGUUUUCUAUUCAGUUGAGAAAAAUGAAAUAACAAUUUCACGAGCUCUUCUCCAUUAUCCUUUCAUGUCUGCAAACCUUCCAAACUAUACAAAUUUCGCAACUAUCGCGUCCAAAAUUCUUCCCCAAAUGAUACACAUUUUCGAUGAACGUGGCAGGUUCUACGAUUCGGACGGGAAUCAUCGUAAUUGGUGGAAUACUGAAACAGAACGAUACUUCCAAAUAAUAGUACAAUGCUUCGAUGGGAUGAUGCAAAACGUCUUUGGCGUCAGCGUCAGUAUUGGAUGGAAUGCUUAUGAUUCAACUAAAGAACCAUAUGCCACGCUCCCAGGAAUCCAGCAAUCAUCAGAUGAAGCUUUGUUUUUCUACAGCAUGGUGAAGACAAUGUGCACCUCGGAUCCGGAUAACGUGAAUGAAGCUCUAGCGAGUGUUCCACAAUUCAAUUCGGCGUUUAAAUGUAACAACGGAACAAAGAUGAACCCUCCGACGAAAUGCAAACUGGCUUCAUGAGUACUUAGUUUUCAAUGAAUGUGUUUUUAUUA
Molecule: messenger RNA, 2124 nt
Organism: Caenorhabditis elegans
Lineage: Eukaryota; Metazoa; Nematoda; Chromadorea; Rhabditida; Rhabditidae
Gene: nep-5
Product: NEPrilysin metallopeptidase family
Exons: 9
Coding region: 8-2092 (694 amino acids)
Biological process (GO): proteolysis
Molecular function (GO): metallopeptidase activity; metalloendopeptidase activity
Source: RefSeq, marked reviewed